AUGCUCCAAACCUCCAUCUCUGGAGCAACUGAUAGGCGCCGGUCCUUGAUCGAGAUCUCGGCCCGAUCCGCUCACGCCAUGGUUCAGAACUCCCCAGACCGCUCGCAAGCACCCGCACCCGACCUACUCUACGCGGUACGCGGUCAGUCCACAACGCGGCACGUCCAGGUCCGAUCCUACACGACCGACGCCCAGCACGCUCCGCCCGCUCGCCCCGCUUGCCGACGAAGUCCAUCAUACCGUCGCAGCACCCGAUCCUGGUCGACCUCCGCCCGCGCUGGUCGAGGUCCCGGUCCCGAUCUCCGAAACGUUCGACUCUCGGCACCGUUCCCGGCACGGACCGUCACUCGGCACCAGUCCCUACGGGUUUGUCUGCUCCCCGCCUUGGCCCUUCCAGAUCACCCUUCAGCUCCUCCGCCGACCAGACAGCGUGCUCUAUGGGGAGUGGCCAAUCGAACGACUCAGCCCAGCAGUGGUCUUUCUGGACGCCUGGGCGACCAUCAAGCCCAAGGCGAUCUUUCCCGCCGGCCGAGAUCUGCUUGUGCAUGCUCGAAGUGCCAGGGCCACAUCACGUUCCUCCUCCCGGCACCGAUCGUUGCCGAUCACCAGGAGAGGCAGCUGGCUCUGAACCGAGCCAGCAUCUUGGACUCAACAACCUGCAGAGGGAGCCCCGGCAGCUGUGGUCAUGGUGGAAUUGUGAAUAUCAGCCAGACCUAUAUUGUACAGCUGAACUGGAGAGGAUUUUCCUUCAAAUAUGGUUCCUGGGAUAGGGAUUACUCUCUUUGGACUCCGCAGAAGGACCUAUACUGGAUUGCACCUUUAAACACAGAUGGGAGACUCUUAGAAUAUUACAGACUUCAUAAUUCCUAUGAUGAUUUGCUGCUAUUAAAAAAUGCUAGACAGUUACAAAUUCAAUAUGGGGAAGGCAGUGGCACCACAGUUUACAAUAACUUCAUGUAUUACAAUGUAUAUAAUUUAAGAGAGAUGGGCAAGCUUGAUUUAAACACAAACACAUUGGCUGUGAGGAAAACUCUGCCGAAUGCUGCUUAUGGUAACCGUUUCUCUUAUGCUGGUGUUGGGUGGCAGGAUAUGGACUUUGCUGUGGAUGAAAGUGGAUUGUGGGUAAUUUAUUCAACUGAGGACAGCACAGGGAACAUUAUGAUUAGCAAACUCAAUGAGACCACACUUGAUGUGCUCCAUACUUGGAAUACAAGGCAGUACAAGCCAUCCAUUUCCAACGCUUUUAUCAUAUGUGGUGUUCUAUAUGCCACGAGACCUGUCAACACCAGGAAAGAGGAAAUAUUUUACACAUACGACACAAACACUGAACAGGAAGGUAAAAUUAGCGUAAUUAUGGAUAAAAUGUUAGAAACAAUUCAAAGUAUCAACUAUAACCCCUCAGACCAAGUCUUGUAUGUUUACAAUGAUGGCUACCUUGUUAAAUACAAUCUUAUUUUUCAACCUGUGUUGCAUUGA
Molecule: messenger RNA, 1476 nt
Organism: Chelonoidis abingdonii (Abingdon island giant tortoise)
Lineage: Eukaryota; Metazoa; Chordata; Testudines; Testudinidae
Product: olfactomedin-4-like
Biological process (GO): signal transduction
Source: RefSeq, a predicted model, not a curated record